AUGGAUGAAUGCAGUUCAGAAAUAGGUUCUUCCAAUGGUGCAUCAGGCCAUUCACCUAUCACCAUUACGGAAACCUCGCCACGGAAAUGUCCUGCAACUGACGAUGAGUGUACUUCACUGCAAUCACUUUAUGACAAGUACAGCGUUCAGCAGAAAGAAAUAGAACGGUUAGAAGAACAGAAUUCGGAAUACCGCGAAAAACUGCUGAAAACGAUUCGAGAACGUGACUUGAAUGAGGAGCUUCUGCGCAACCUACGUGACGCUCAAAAGAAAGAGACGUCCGAAUUCGAAAAACGUAUACGGGACUAUGAAAUACAGUUAAAGGCUGUACAGGAGCGAGCUGCUGCCCAGGAAGCUCACUACAGUGUGACUAUGAAAGAUCUUUCAUUAAAGUACAACACUUCAGUUAGCCAGUUGACUAAGAAAGCAGAUAUCGCUGAGAAAGAGAAAAACGAUGCGGUAAUAAAGUAUGCUACGAGAGAGGCGGAGAUAAUGCGGAUACGAAAUGAGAUACAGAAAAAAGAACAGGAACUCGUUGAGUGUCAAAAAGCUAAGGAAGAGCUACAACACUGCCAAAGCCAGGAGAACAUUGAGCAAUUGGAGAAAGCAAACAACAGUCUACGGGUAGAACUUGAACAGGUUAAGCACGAGAAAUUUGAUUUGGAAAACAAAUUGAAAAUGUCAGAGAAAAGAGCAGAGGCCUGCAAUACCACAUCAGUUGAGCUAAAGCAACACAACGAUGUGCUUCGGAAGCAGCUCAUACAAAUGAAGGAGGAGAAAGGACAACUCCAAGAAGAGAAUCGCCAGCUGUCGUUGAAGACACAGAUCUUAGAAUCGCGCCGAAUGCACGAGUCAGAAGAGUUGAGCCGUUCACAGCAAGAUAUGGAACGUCGACUAACUGAAGCCAAUGCUCAGUGUGCUCAUCUCAGUGAUGCAAAUCGCGAGGCUAACGCAAGGCUUGAAGAAGUGACGCGUGAGAAUCUCGACCUUAUGAACAAACUGCAAGACCUCGAAGAUAAGUUAUCACUGGAAGAAGAGGCUCAUGCGGCAGCAUCGAUGAGAUUGCGAGGUUACAGGGUAUUGAAAAACAACAGUCAAAAACAGGCGCAACGAGCGAAAGAUGCUCAAGAGCUGGCAGAAAAAGACCGAGAGGUUGCUGAAAAGGAAGCUGAAGAAUGCCGUCAGCAAGCUGAAAGAAUGCUAGCGAUCACCGAGCAACUCACGGAACGAAACAGUCAGCUAGCCGGAGAUGUGGCUGCUGAGAGAGAGAAGAACUGCCGUCUCGAGCAACAACUUGUAGAGACUGAUGGUUCGUUAAGCCGCGCACUCUUGAAGCUAUCAGAAAGGGAGAAAGAUCUUGAAGAGGCUACCGGAAGUGGACAGACUGAGAUCGCGUCAUUGAAAAGUGAGCUUAAUGAAAAGAUCGUGAAAGUCCAACAGCUAACUCAACGGUUGCAAGAAGAGCGAACUGAUAACGUGGCGCUCAAGAAGAAGUACAUGGCAAAUAUCAAACCUUCGAAAACAAGUGGAUACGAGCAGCGCCCAUGCUCCACUAGCCCCACCUCAAUCAGGAGAUUCAGUGCCAAGUACGAGUUCGCGCGAUCAAGAGCAAGCUCGUUGAAUAGCCUCGACAGAGUGACGACGGUUUCCCGAGACGAAGACAGCGCUCAGUCAGCGCAAGCGUCAACAGAAUCCACUGCUAUUCAACAAGUUAUGAUAGAUAAGAUUAUUGUAUUGCAAAAGAAGCUUGCGCGGAGAAAUGAUAAGAUCGAGUUCUUGGAAGAACACGUUCGGCAUUGUUUAGAGGAAUUACAAAAGAAAAACAGGAUAAUUCAACACUAUGCAUUACGUGAGGAAGCCUCUUUAUUACUUCCUUCGGAUGGAUCUUUGGAUAAGGUACGCAAUUUUCUUGAAGUGCUAUUUAUCAUU
Molecule: messenger RNA, 1929 nt
Organism: Ostertagia ostertagi
Lineage: Eukaryota; Metazoa; Nematoda; Chromadorea; Rhabditida; Trichostrongylidae
Source: the annotation of a GenBank genome assembly